GAACAUCAAGGCUGAGGGCAGCCGUAUUUAUAUGGGACUUUGGGGAUUGCCCGUAACCGUGGUGGCAUUAAAUUAGACAAUUAUGUCUUUCUGUAGGCUUGGACUAAGUCUGUUACACUGGACCAUUCUCAGACCAACAAAGGUGUUUCCAAAACAGAAUCUUGACAUUUGUGUGAGCAGUCAACUUAUUAAAUUACAGAAACCUGAAAAUGUUUCCUGUUGGCUGGUCACCACAUCAUAAGCAGUUAUUAUAUACAUUAGACACAGGUCUCCUUUCAUGGACAUCCUCAGCAGUGGUUGCACACUCUUUAAGUAGUACACUUAUUAAAAAUGGCCUCUGUGUUCUGCAGCACUCUGCUACAGAUGUAACACAAAUUACGCAUUUGUUUAUCACUGUUUUGGACCAGAAGUGUGGCUCCGCCCACCGAGACCAGCCCAACCAAUGAGCUCAUCGCCGCCUCAAAGGCGUGAUCCGUAUAUCUAAACCUCCAGCCUGCCUGUUCAUUGUACUGAGUCAGCGGCCAUGCGCAAAUGGGUCCAGAGGAGGGCUGUGCUGUGUAGGCUGUAGUCUACAUAAGAUCUGUGCCUGCGGGGCUGCACACUCACUGCCGACUGGAAAUCACGGGCAUCAGCUGGAGCCUUGACUUGCGUUUUUUCCCCCCCUCUUCUUCCGAGACGCGACUGUAGAUUUUUUUUUCAGGGGGAGAACAUAAAUCCGGGACAGACUUGACGGCUGCCAUUGGGAUCUCUCCAACAACCCCUCCUCCUCUGAUUCCCGACCAUCUCGGACCACGGAUGCAGAGAGCAGCAACGAUGCGGCGGCUCUGCUGUUAACUCUUUGGGACCCCCCUCCUCCUCCUCCUCCUCCACCACCUCCUUCUUAUUAUUAUUCUCUCCUCUGUGUUGUUUUUUUUUUUUUUGCCGGGUUUAUCUUGAAAUAAAAAAAAAAAAAAAGGAGGCCAAACAAAACCCCCCACAAUGAAGCUCAAGCCGAACCAGACCAGGACAUACGAUGGCGAGGGCUUCAAGAAGCGAGCGGCGUGUCUGUGUUUCAAGAAUGAACGCGAAGAAGAGGUGUUACUGGUCAGCAGCAGUCGACACCCAGACCAGUGGAUCGUCCCCGGGGGUGGGAUGGAGCCUGAGGAGGAGCCCUGUGGUGCUGCAGUGAGGGAGGUGUUUGAGGAGGCUGGUGUGAAGGGCAAGCUAGGACGCCUACUUGGUGUUUUUGAGCAAAACCAAGAUCGGAAGCACCGGACGUACGUGUAUGUGUUGACCGUCACAGAGACGCUGGAGGCCUGGGAGGACUCGGUCAACAUAGGCCGCAAGCGGGAGUGGUUCACCGUGGACGAGGCCAUCAAAGUGCUGCAGAGCCACAAACCCGUCCACGCCGAGUACCUGCGGAGGCUCCAGCUCAGCUGCUCCCCAACCAACGGGAACUCCAUCCUCCCGAGCCCUCCGCCAAACGACAACUACCCUCAUUACAGUGCCACCGCCACCACUCCGUCGACGGGCAGCGUGUUGGGCACCUCCUGCAGAUAGGACUGCACCUAAACCUCGCGAACUGUCCUGCUCGGACCGUUCGCUGAAAGUUUGUACAGUCUUUGCAUGAAUCUAAUGACUUUUCAGAGCUCUCCUGUAUGUAUAAUUUCUAGUCUUGGGAGGACAGGACAGACCAAAGCCAUCACCAGAACUGUGUUAAAGACUCAUGGGAGAUGUCUCUGACUGGGAAAAACUGUGGACAUCUUUCUUUUGCUGGCAAACACCAGACUGAUGAGCUGAAGCAUGAGAAGAGGAAGCUGCAGCACACCCUGCUGGCGUUGAUCACCCGGUGAAGGAAUGCCUUACAGAAACUUUGUAUGAAUGUUGUGUUUGGGUUGUUUUUAUUUCACUAAUGGUCAUUUUUUUUUUAAUUUUCUUUUUAGCAGAACGGAGACACUGUAGUCAAUAAAAGAGUAACUGACCCCGAAGCACGUCCAUGUGGGGAAUGUCUCCAGACCUGAUAAUGUCUUAGUCAUCAGACCAUGAUGAUAUACCACAUGGAACUCACUUUAAAACCUUAAUAUUGAGUGUCAUAGAUCUCCUCUGCUGCAUUUUAAUGUAAAGUGGAUUUUAAACAAUCAUUGGAAACAAAGAUGAAGUUAACUGGCCUAAAAUGAUAAACCCACCCUUACACUACCAAACAUCUCCCUUGGCAUUAAGAUGAAACUAUUUAAAACAGAAAAUAUUCUAGAGAACUAAUAUAAACCAAUACUAAAAAAACAAAAGGGACUAAAUGAAAUGUGUGUAGCUGGUAGAUGACAGGGUCAAAGGUCAAAGAUGUACUGUCUCACCGGACAGAAGUAGCUGUCAGGAGUUGAUACCUCAGUAAACUAAAAACUGGACCUGAGUCAUGAUGCUGCGAGUCCACUAACCUUGACCGAUCCAACAAACAGUCUGUUGUCCGUUUUCCACCACAUACCUUUCAUCAGCUCUUACUGUUUCCCAUGUUGUCACACUGAAAGUAUUUAAUGCGUCUUUGCCUUAGGUAUUAUGAGCUGCUGGGGUCAACAGUUUUUUUUUUGAGAGUUUAUUUAAACUGUUGGUUGAGUGAGACGAUCCAAGUCAUUUGUAUAUUUGACUUUAAAAGAAAACUGCUGUCUGACUGCCCUCUGUAGAUGAAUGCUCGGCAGUUUAAUCACGUCUCACGGUGCUGCGGGGCCAUUUGAUAAAAAUGAACUAUACGAUUGUUUUUUUCCACAUAUAUUACUUUGCGCCUUUGGCCGCAACUAACAGCUAUUAUUAUUAUUAUUAUUAUUAUUAUUAUAUUUCAUUACUGAUUCGUCCGCUGACAGAUUUACAGUUCAGUUUAAUGGUUUCAUUCCCAGAUCACAAACACUUUACUGGUUAAAGAAUUUAUAAAAAUGCAUUUUUAAUAUAAAUACUAUAAUAUUUCAUUCUGUUUUUUGGGUUACUGCCUAAACAAGCUCAAUUUUGGGGGGUUUCAUAGAAAGGAUGAAGGGCUGAAUCCUUCUCUCUCCAUGUUACCUGCAGCCCCUGACUCUUCAUUUUUAAUAGGAAGACAGAAUUCCAGAGAAAAAAGGCUCAAAUUAGCAGUUUCAAUGUCACAUUUCCUUUUUUUUUUUUUUUUGUGCUUAAGCAACACCCACUCACUUCUGUGUUGACAGCUGAAUGAUGACUAGUAACCACACGGAGAUUUGUAAAUAUCUUUGAAGAGAAAAACAUUGAAUUGUGUUUUUAACCUGAAUGAACCUGUAAAUUUUCUCUUAAUAUUUUAUAUAUUUUUUAACAAUGUACAAAUGGCAGGAAUUGAAAAAAAAAAAGAUGGAAAAAAACAUCAUGUAGAAAAACCCACUGAGAACAGUAUGUACAGUAUGUUUGUAUUGAUCACAAUGUGCCACGGGGGUUAGGGACAUGAAGGUCGGCUGGUUGGUUCAUGACUUAAAGCGAGAUGGUUGAUGGUUGACGAUCUGGUGGAAUGGGUGUAUUCAGUGUCAGAUUGAGGUGAUCAGUGACGCAGCAGAAAAUAAGGAAAGGUUAGAGAAUUGUUUUUUUUGUUUUGUUUUGUUUUGUUUUUUACAGAAUGUGUCCGGCAUCUUGCUAAUAAACUUGUGCACAUCAAUAUAAAUAGACAUAAAUUAAGAUGUCUGGGUUUUAUAACAUUUUGGGGGUAAUGUUUCAAACCUAAAGGCACCACAGUCGUGAUCAGACAGAUUAUUUUGCUUUGGUUUUAUUUUGAUUUUGGUAAGACAAAUGCUUCUUUUGAUGUUUAUCCACCUUUAGGAGUAAAAAAAAACAAAACAUGUCACCUCAUUUAACAUUCCCCCCUUUGACCCUGAAAUUCAGCCUCCUUUUGUCUGCUUCCAUGAAAUCAUAAACUUUGUGACACCAAUCCAGCCGUCAUAAACUUUCAACCUUAUCUGCCACAAGUAAGGGAGUCCAACCAUCUUGAACCUCUCUCUUUGUGCGUACGUGUGUUGUUGGUUGAUGAGCGUGAAAUAUGACGUGCCAAAUUGAAAAGUGUGAUCAGGCGGGCUUUUUUUUAUUUUUUAUGUCACGUUACACAACACAGAUUACUUAGGCCAAAAAAAAAAAGAAAUAACAAUCUUAAACAUUUGUUUUUUGAUGUAAUUUAGGAAUAUAAUCAUUUAUAAUGUGAAAUGGUGUGUUUUUUUGCGGGAAAUGAUGACUAAUGAAUCACAGGCACUUAAUCUUUUAACCCCAUUUUAAUCCCCUUUUAAAAAUCCACUUGUCAUGUAAUUGAGCAUAUAAGACUAUCUCAAUCAACAGUCCAGAUAACUUGAGCCCAUUCAUCCAGACACCGACACACCCUCUUCCUUCCAUGUUUGUUUGAUUCUUGGUUCUGUGUUGUUCAAUGAAUGCUGCUUUUAUGGGUCAAGCACUGCAGUCGGAGACACGAGCGUCCGCUAAAUGAUGUAAUUCAGCUCGAUUGUUCGAAACACGUAAUGUCACAUGGAUGUAUUCGGAGCAUUUAAAGAAAACAUACUUGGGGGGGGGGGACCUUGUCACCAUUUUAUUGUCAUGAAUAUCAUGCACAGAGAAGUGUAAUGUGAACGUGAUUUGAAGACCUGGACUGGAAAGAUUGUUGGGUUUUUUUCGGAGAAGAUUGCAUUAAAGAGGAGAAAACAUUA
Acanthopagrus latus (yellowfin seabream) is the source of this 4649-nucleotide messenger RNA. RefSeq names its product nudix (nucleoside diphosphate linked moiety X)-type motif 4b (gene nudt4b). The transcript has 5 exons. Bases 979 to 1539 code for a protein of 186 amino acids. Gene Ontology annotation, cellular component: cytoplasm; nucleus. NCBI's taxonomy places the organism in Eukaryota, Metazoa, Chordata, Actinopteri, Spariformes, Sparidae. Gene Ontology annotation, biological process: diadenosine hexaphosphate catabolic process; adenosine 5'-(hexahydrogen pentaphosphate) catabolic process; diphosphoinositol polyphosphate metabolic process. The record is from RefSeq and is a predicted model, not a curated record. Gene Ontology annotation, molecular function: bis(5'-adenosyl)-hexaphosphatase activity; diphosphoinositol-polyphosphate diphosphatase activity; endopolyphosphatase activity.